AUGAAGUUACUGGGCCCAUCUGUUACCGUCGCUUUGUUGGCCUAUGCCGUCUACUCCUGGGGCACUUUUAUAUACCACAAUGCCAUUGUUUUCGGCUUCCUUCGCACCAACCCAGCGAGCACUCAUGUCCAACAAGAGGACAUUCAGUACAUCCCCGACACUGUUCACUGUGAAGACCUUCACUAUCAUGCCCCCAGCAAGACCCUCUUUACUGCUUGCGAGGACCAUCCCGAGACUCGCUUUCAGUGGUUUCCCCCUUUGACCAACUUCAACGAUUCGUCAAUCCUCAAGACCUACCGUGGUUCUCUUCAUGUGAUCGACCCCGAAACGAAGAAAUCCCGACGUCUUACCGUGGACAACUUUGACGGACCCUUCAGCACCCACGGCAUCGAGGUCUUGACCGACCCCAAGCAACCGAAUGCCGUGUACAUCUACGCCGUCAACCACCUUCCCAACCCCGAGCCCGUCAUAGCCAUUCACCCUCCACCCGCAGACGUCCCCAAAGCGCGGUCCCAGAUCGAGGUUUUCCAUCAUGUCAUCGGCACCUCCACCGCCACUCACCUCCGCUCCAUCUGGCAUCCUCUAAUUCGCACUCCCAACGAUCUCAUCGCCACAUCCCCCACGUCCCUCUACGUGACCAACGACCAUUUCUACCGGGACCACGGCGUCAUGCGCUUCUUGGAAGACAUGUAUGCCAACGCCAAAUGGACCGAUGUCAUUUACUUGCAGUUCCCCCUUGAAGCCCCCUCAACUGCCGCGGAAACAGACGCCUUGGCCGGCGUUACCGCCCACGUGGCGCUGGACAAGUUCCACAACGCCAACGGCCUAGGUCACGGCCGGUACGAGAACGAAGUAGCCAUUGCCAGCGCCGCUUCGGGAGUUUUGAGCAUCAGCGAGCUACCAUCGUCGUCUUUAUCAAAAUCAAACAUGAUCACGGUGCUCGACCGCAUCGAAUUCGACUCCACCAUCGACAACCCCUCGUACUUCUCUGACCCUUACGCCGGCACGGCGGACGGCGUCGACCACAGCGGGUUCGUCGAGGCCGGUUUGGGCAAGGCGCACACGCUGGCGCAGACGUGCAAGCAGCCGGAGGCCAAGGAUCCGGUCAUGGUGUGGUUUGCGAAGCCCGUCAAGCAGGGAGAGAAUGGGGAUGUGAUUUGGGAGAAGAGGCUCUUGUUUGAGGAUGACGGGAGCAGGAUUAGGAGCGCGAGCGCGGCGGUUUUGGUGGCUAUUGAUCCUCAGAAGGAAGAGGGGAAGAGGAAGGCUUGGUUGUUUGUUACGGGGUUUGUGUCGAGUAAUGUGGUUGCUGUUAAGGUUGACUUGUGA
Neurospora tetraspora is the source of this 1326-nucleotide messenger RNA. RefSeq lists its product as uncharacterized. The transcript is spliced from 2 exons. The record is from RefSeq and is a predicted model, not a curated record. The coding region runs from base 1 to 1326 and encodes 441 amino acids. NCBI's taxonomy places the organism in Eukaryota, Fungi, Ascomycota, Sordariomycetes, Sordariales, Sordariaceae.